AGCGUAUCCCAACCAAGCAAUAACUCUCACGCACUCCUCUCUCUACCAGCAAGCCUCUCUUGCGUGGCUAGCGCUCUGUUUCAUUAGGGAACGGGUCAGGACGACCGUCUGCAUCGUCCGUGCCCUUUGAACGCAACAUUAGCGCAUAUUGGCGUUAUGUCUACACCACGAGAAACUGUGAGCAUUUAUUUGCGUGGUGUCGCACUUCUUGCCAUGACUGCUUGCUUGGGCCGAGCGGAACUUAUUGAACGCAGGCCAGAGCUAGCCAAAUAUCAGGAUGCAUGGAAGUCACUCCUAACACAAGGAAAAUAUUACCUGUACAUGAGGACCUAUGAAGAGGAACCUUUCUAUGGCUACAAGCAGAGAUGUGUCUUCACUGAAUUGAUUUCGGUAAACGAAAAAGAAAAUUACACGGUCAACAACUUUGGAUCUCUUGACCCCAAGGAUGGUUCAGUGAAAAAUGGAACUGCUUAUGCAUGGGUCAAGACAUCGGACGGUUACCCUAUUCCCAAUGUUAUCGAGUCUUCGAAUACACUCGAAAAGGACUUCACUGUCGAUUAUGUAAUGGCCUUUUUGGAGUACGAUAACUGCGAGAUAAUGAGACUCCCUCACCGGAACAACGGAUGCGAACUUUGGGUAAAAGAUGGAAAAGUCGACGACAUCAAAUCACUGUGCUUCUUCAUAUACCACCUGCUCUGCGGACCAGAAAAGUACAUGGUAUACGACAAGCAGAUGUGCAAAGGGGCAUAAUUUCACCUGCAGGCGUAGUUGCGACAACAGCGGGAAUGAGCAUGAGUUGUGGAGGAAUUACCGAGCGGCUGGCAAUAUUUUAAUUUUAGUAUUUCUUCUGCUUGGCUGUCCCAUGUAUUAUUUUGUGCCCUUCAUUCCUGAUAAUAAACUCGUCAAUUCCUCAAAAUUCCGUAGCGCCAGAUAUUGGCAUCGUAUUUGCAAAAUUAGGUUCA
This is a messenger RNA of Dermacentor silvarum, 962 nucleotides long. Its product is annotated as male-specific histamine-binding salivary protein-like. NCBI's taxonomy places the organism in Eukaryota, Metazoa, Arthropoda, Arachnida, Ixodida, Ixodidae. The transcript is spliced from 6 exons. Bases 157 to 750 code for a protein of 197 amino acids. Gene Ontology annotation, biological process: symbiont-mediated perturbation of host defenses. Gene Ontology annotation, molecular function: amine binding. The record is from RefSeq and is a predicted model, not a curated record.